AUACUACAUUAUUGGAUGUGUUACAACUUACAUGCUUAUAUCGAUUGUGUUUUACUAACAAUCAGAAUUACAUUUGUAAAUAUUUGUACUUUAUUAAUCCUGACCUGCUUACACUGUAGGCGAGUUUCCUUGUACCGUAAAUACGCCUAUAAGACGGCACCGAAAUUUAGAACAAAAUCGGCUGUGUUGGGUGGAGCAGUCCGAGUUCGUCUGAAAAGCUCCUGUCCGGUUCAGAUCAGCCAUCUGGAUCAUCUCGUGCUGACGGUUCGGGAUGUGAAAAGAAGCACGGAUUUCUACUCCUCAGUCCUGGGAAUGAGUGUAGUUACAUUUAAGGGGAACCGUAAAGCAUUGAGCUUUGGAGAGCAGAAAUUCAACCUACAUGAGGCUGGGAAAGAGUUUGAGCCAAAAGCCAAUAAUCCUGUGCCAGGCUCAGCAGAUCUUUGUCUCAUCACGAAGACCCCACUAGAAAAAGUCGCUUCCCAUUUGAAGGAAUGUGGCGUGAAGAUUGAGGAAGGACCAGUGGAGAGGACAGGAGCGGUCGGCCCCAUCAAGUCUCUGUAUUUCCGAGACCCUGACCACAACCUGAUAGAAGUUUCCAACUAUAGCAACUAAGACUUGUAGAACAGCAGGCUAAUUGUGGAGGAAUCUGCCAUUUGCCUGUUACUUGUGUGAUUAUAACACCUGGACCAAAAUAAACAAUAGAAUUGUGAAAAUACAAAAAUGUAAAACUUUUUAUAUAAAAAAUAUAGAAGAUAUAGACUAAUAGAAAUAUAUAGAUGUAUUUAUAUAGAAAAUAUAAGUACAUGUCUGUAAGAUAUACUGUACUGUUCACCACUUUAAGGCAAAUGCAAUAAAAUAACAGCUGUUUUUGAAAAUUUA
Molecule: messenger RNA, 879 nt
Organism: Tachysurus fulvidraco (yellow catfish)
Lineage: Eukaryota; Metazoa; Chordata; Actinopteri; Siluriformes; Bagridae
Gene: glod5
Product: glyoxalase domain containing 5
Exons: 4
Coding region: 16-612 (198 amino acids)
Source: RefSeq, a predicted model, not a curated record